Messenger RNA from Sipha flava (yellow sugarcane aphid), 676 nucleotides. RefSeq lists its product as uncharacterized. Lineage: Eukaryota; Metazoa; Arthropoda; Insecta; Hemiptera; Aphididae. The record is from RefSeq and is a predicted model, not a curated record. The transcript is spliced from 4 exons. Bases 113 to 676 code for a protein of 187 amino acids.
AUAAAUUUAAAAAAAAUUUCAUUUUUAGAAACAGGACGAUAAAAAGUGUGAUUCAUUGCCUAAGGUAUAUUCGUUUUGGCAAGAUCUAGGAAAAUCCAUUCAACGCUUUGGUAUGAAACCAUCUUUUGUACAGUCUGCUCUGAAGGAUAAUAAAAAUUAUGGAUCUGAAAAAAAUACAACAUCAAAAAGUGUCAUUCAUAAGUCUAAUGAAGCUAUUCCAACUAAAAAACAGGAUUAUAAAGUUAGUGAUUCAUCGACUAAAACUAAUGAAUUUUCAUUUAAACGAGAUCAGACAAUACCAAUUCAACGCUUUUUUAUGAAACCAUCAUUUGUACAGUCAACUCUGAAGAAUAAUAUGAAUUAUGGAUCUGAAAAAAAUAUAACUUCAAAAAGUGUCAUUCAUAAGUCUAAUGAAACCGAACCUGCUAAAGAACAGGAUUAUAAUGAGAGUGAUUCAUCGACUAAAACUAAUGAAUUUUCAUUUCGACAAGAUCAGACAAUACCAAUUCAACGCCCUUUUAUGGAACCAUCAUUUGUACAGUCAACUAUGAAGAAUAAUAUAAAUGACGCAACUGAAAAAAAUACACCUACAACAAAUGUCAUUCAUAAGUCUAAUGAAGCCGUUCCUGCUAAAGUAUUUUCAACUCCAUGGUUUCAGAUUACAUUCUUAUCGUAA